This is a messenger RNA of Penicillium verhagenii, 1494 nucleotides long. Its product is annotated as cytochrome P450. NCBI's taxonomy places the organism in Eukaryota, Fungi, Ascomycota, Eurotiomycetes, Eurotiales, Aspergillaceae. Gene Ontology annotation, molecular function: iron ion binding; heme binding; monooxygenase activity. Bases 1 to 1494 code for a protein of 497 amino acids. The record is from RefSeq and is a predicted model, not a curated record. The transcript is spliced from 5 exons.
AUGGCGCUCUCGGCGAUCCUCAGCCUAUCUCUCUCUCAGGCGAUCGUGCUAUCGAUAGGUGUGCUCCUAACUUACGUGGCUGGAACUGCCAUAUACCGAAUCUACUUCCACCCGCUGUCCAAAUAUCCAGGUCCGAAACUGGCAGCUGCAACACGUUUGUGGUGGACAUGGCACCAGCUCCGCGGUAAAUUCCCAUUAACUGUGCAUGAAUUGCAUCUGAAGUAUGGCGAAAUUGUCCGAAUUGCACCCUGUGAACUCUCUUUUACAGGAGCCGACGCAUGGAAGGAAAUCUAUGGAUUUCGCAGUGGCCUGCCAGAGAAUCGCAAGGAUCCAGGCGAGAACACGGACGCCGACAAAAGACAUCCAACAAUUAUCAAUGCCGAUCGCAAAACUCACGGUGAUUUGCGUAAGCUACUUUCCAAUGCUUUUUCGGAUAAGGUAUUGAAGGGUCAAGAGCCUGUAUUGUUGCAUUACAUCGAUCUCCUUGUCAAUCGAUUGCAAGAGGUGGUGGAAAGUAACGAGCCAGUGGAUAUUGUGAAGUGGUUCAACUAUGUGACUUUUGACAUCAUUGGUCAUUUGGCUUUCUAUGAACCCUUUGACUGCUUGAAGAACACCGAGUAUCAUCCGUGGAUGUCUAUGAUAUUCAACGCCAUUAUGUACGUGCACUAUAUUCGCACUUUCCAGCGAUUCAUCGAUGUCCGCUCCAUUAUCCUAGCAGUCAUGCCUAAACGCAUUGUUGAGCGCCGAAAAUGGCAUAUCGGGCUAGUCGCAGAGAAGGUGAAGCGCCGCAAACAGCAGCAUCCUGACUACAUUGACUUCAUGAGCCACUUGAUCCAAGCCGAGGAGAAAGGACAUUUAACGGAUCCCGAUCUUGUAGCCAAUGCAAACCUUAUGGUUAUUGCUGGCAGUGAGACGACGGCGACAAUCUUGUCUGGAACAGUCUAUUAUCUGUGCACACACCCUCAUGUGAUGCAGAAGCUACUUGAAGAGGUCCGCACCUCAUUUGCUGCUAGUGACGAGAUUAACAUUGCGCGAAUCAGCAAGCUCAAGUAUAUCAAUGCGGUGAUUGAUGAGUCUUUCCGUCUCUACCCACCGGCCGCUGGAAGUCAUCCUCGCAUUACGCCUCCUGAGGGGGCUUAUAUCAUGGGCCAAUGGUUACCAGGCAAUACAUCAAUGGGCAUGGCUCAAUAUGCUGUGUUCCGCUCUCCCGCCAAUUUCAAAGAUCCCGAGCUCUACCUCCCCGAGAGGUGGUUGGAUACCGAAGGGCCAUAUGCUGAUGAUAAGCGGGAUGCCCUCCAACCAUUCUCUUUCGGGCCCCGAAACUGCAUUGGCAGAAACUUGGCGAAUAUUGAACUGAGAUUGAUUCUUGCAAAGAUGCUCUGGCAUUUCAAUCUAGAAUUGGAACCGGAGUGUAUCAAUUGGCCGAAAGAUCAAUAUAUCUACACUUCAUGGGAGAAGAUUCCCCUGAAGAUCCGAAUUACGGCACGAAAGUGA